Pisolithus orientalis is the source of this 981-nucleotide messenger RNA. RefSeq lists its product as uncharacterized. The record is from RefSeq and is a predicted model, not a curated record. The transcript is spliced from 9 exons. Lineage: Eukaryota; Fungi; Basidiomycota; Agaricomycetes; Boletales; Pisolithaceae. The coding region runs from base 1 to 981 and encodes 326 amino acids.
AUGUCAAGUAGCAUGGUGUGGGUGUCUGUGAAGGUAGCACAAGCCAUUGCCACUGUAUCUCCUGCUAAGACCAUCCAUGUGCCAGAUGAGUACCUGCUUCUUGGAAGUGGUUCAAAUGUGUUGCCUCAUGGGAUUCAGUAUUUUGGCAACCCUGAAAAUUGUGCUACAACAGAUUUGGAUCUGAGGAGUCAUGCAAGGUUAGAGGAGGUGGAGAGGUUAUGGAGAGUGCCAUGGAGAACAUGGCUGACUGACAAGUUCCAGAUGGAUGUGAGAUGUGGAUUCGGAGGAGUCACAAGGUGUAGGUGGAUUCUGAACAAUGCACCCACUGAUGAUGGGGGAGUUUUGGGAGAGGACAAUUGCCUAGAUGACAAGUACAGGUACUGGUCUUAUGUCAAAACCCAUCCUGCCCAUGUGGUUCUCUCCCAAGGGUCCUGGCAGGAGGCUGUGGACAUACUACAUUGGUCCUACACAGAUUGGCUGCUCACCCAUCCCCAACCAAUUCAGCCACCUUUUAGUCAGGAGGAGUGUCAGGAACUGUUGAGACUACCCAAUGAUCUGAGUCAGCAAUCCACUCUUUCAUACACACACAUGGUCGCUCACAUUCUUCUACAUGCUGGUCAAUUUCAGGCCACACAAACUGCUCCCAUGAGACAUCAUUGCCACACACACACCAAGGCAGACCCUGAUGCUAUGCACAGCAGUCAAGAUAUUGAUCAGUAUACUGUGCCUUGGCAUCCCAUUCUUGUUUGUGGAUCAAUCUGCAUUAUCCUCAGUGCCUCUGACAUGCUUAUCUCAUUCCUGGGACUGGAUGGUAUCGCACACAUUGGAGGUCUGGUUGCCAUUUCAUGUUCUGUUCUGAGCACAGUUACAUCUUUCCUGUCUAUUUUCCAGUAUAAAGCAGAGUUGCUGCAGGGUUCUGCAGCUGUUCAUCAUGCAGUUGCUGCUGCCCAUGAAGGAUUCAUAUUUCUCCCAAAUCUGUAA